Molecule: messenger RNA, 972 nt
Organism: Dicrocoelium dendriticum
Lineage: Eukaryota; Metazoa; Platyhelminthes; Trematoda; Plagiorchiida; Dicrocoeliidae
Source: the annotation of a GenBank genome assembly
AUGUCUUUGCGCGAGUUCAGCUCCUCGGGUGCGGACAGCAUUCGCGCGAAGGGGUUGAAAGUUGCUGCCAUGAGUUUGGCAGGACCAGUAGCAAUUUUCUUUCAACGAUGUCUGAACGAGAUGCACGUCCCCACGAUGUGGAAGCACGGAAUCAUCACGCCUAUCUACAAAAGUGGUAGCCGUGCUGAACCAGCAAAUUAUCGCCCGAUAACACUACUGCCUGUGAUCUCCAAGGUUAUGGAGUCCAUUGUAGCUGAGGCUUUGAUGGGAUACCUGGAGAACAACCAAAUUCUCGUUCCGGAACAGCAUGGAUUUCGCCAAAAUCACUCCUGUACAACUAAUCUCUUGAUUGCUCGUGCAAGCUGGACGGAAUCUGUGGACGCUGGUGCAGAAGUCGACGCGGCCUACUUGGAUUUCUCGAAGGCAUUCGACCACAUAGACCAUCGCAUUCUCCACCACAAACUCCAAAAAUAUGGAAUCGGUGAUCCUGUUCUUUACUGGAUAGGGGACUUUCUCCUGCAACGUCACCUGAAUAUGAGGGUUCGAAGCAACCUAUCAGAAUCCAUCGAAGUGCAAUGCGGCGUACCUCAGGGCUCGGUACUUGGACCCCGCCUGUUCCUGGUCUUCAUAAAUGAUCUCGCGAGUGUGCUAUCUUCUAACUGUUUGCUAUUUGCUGAUGACCUAAAGGUAUGGCGUACUAUAGCUGCAGUGGAUGAUCACACAUUCUUACAGGAGGACCUGGACGAAGCGUACACAUGGUCCAUCGAGAACAUGAUGCAUUUCAACGUCACCAAGUGCAAAGUUCUCAGUAUACGGCACAACAGUAUGCACAACUACCGCCUAGGACCACAAAUUCUACAGCGGGCUUCUCACGAGUGCGAACUCGGUGUGAUAGUUCAAGAUGACCUCGGUUGUUCACGGCAGACUGAAAAGGCAGCUAAGAAAGCGAACCGGUACCGGCCUUCUUCGUAG